Molecule: messenger RNA, 1392 nt
Organism: Pectinophora gossypiella (pink bollworm)
Lineage: Eukaryota; Metazoa; Arthropoda; Insecta; Lepidoptera; Gelechiidae
Exons: 1
Coding region: 1-1392 (463 amino acids)
Source: RefSeq, a predicted model, not a curated record
AUGGCUUGCGAAGUUUGCGAGCACUGUCAGGAGCCACUGACCCACGGCAGCGUCGUGCGGGAGGGCUGCAGUUAUCAUGCAAAGUGUCAUAAAUGUUAUGUUUGCAGUGAGACUAACCUUCAAGACGCUGAAGUAUUCAAAGGAGUUAUAUUUUGCUCUAGUUGCUCAAAAAGAAUCUUCCAGGGUUGCGCUUCGGCACGACGGAGCAAGGGCUCGGACAGAAGCAAGCCAGCUAGAUCUAAAUCCCGGCCUAAAUGGCGCCAACGAGCCAGAACUGUAGAAAGACGAUCGGAGCGUGAGCGCAUUUAUGAUACAGGUGUUCUGGAAUUAGCCCGUUUGGUGCACUCCUUCGAAACUGAUUCAAGAUAUUCCAAACGAAACAAAUUUAGUAAAUCGUCUAUAAUAUCGGCCGUAUCUCAUGUUGACAAUGGAACCACUAACGAUGAUGUGAAAAAGAUGAAGAAAGACAGUAUGGAAAUGGGAGUAACUACAGAUGUCACACAAGAGUUGCUAAAGGAGAUGAACUGCCCAGUUGUUGAUUUGAAAAAUAACAAAGAAAUUCUUUGUCAAAACUUUGGGUUUAAUAGACAUCGAGAGAGGAAAAGAAGAGAUGGCAGUCCCCGGAGACAUAGAAUGAGUGAUCUUAGAAUGAGUGAGCUUGGGGCGUCAACUGAAAUUGCCACGAUGAUGCUCAGAAAACAGUCUGAUGCCCCCGUCACUAUAAGAUCUCGCUCACAUGCUGACACUUUAAAUUCAGGUGUGUCGUUCUUAUCAGAUGCCACGAUUAAAGGUUUAGAAGAAUGGCUUGAAUCUACUGAAGCUAUGAAACGAUCUACUCAACUACGUUUAAUAGAUCGAAGUCUUCGAAGCUUAUUGAAAAUUCCCUAUAAGUUCUUUAAACGACACAUCUUAGAUCGAAGUUCUUUGAUAAGCGUUCUUAUGAGUGCAAAUGAGGAUGACCGAACGUUAUUUAGUAAAGUUAGAUCGUUUUUCCACGAAGAAAUCACUCAGCAUCAUCGCAGAGGUGUUAGAAGAUUAUAUUCAACAAUCAACCGUAGACAAACUCCAUAUAAACUUGGUUGGCUCCAUUUAUCACCGGUGCACUGCCUAUCUAGACACAAAACUACGUGUCGGUACCAUACGGCCAGAUGUAAACACUAUAGAAAUUCCCACAGUUACCGGUGUUUAAGAGCUUAUGUUAUGAGGCAUGCUGGACCGACGAAAAGCGAAUUGGCGUUAUUUAGAGCCAAAAUUUCUAGGGCGAUUGCGCCACAAUUUGUUAGAAACUUAUUAGUCUAUCGUCAAAAAAUGAUGUCAGCAGGAUGCGGCAACAGCGAUGCUCAACCUCAGUCAGACUCCAACAAAGUUUCGAUUCACAUUAAAUCAAUAUAA